AUGGAAGAGGAGGAGCAGCCUGAGGAGCCUGCGCCUACGGCAAAGGAGGCCCAGGAUGCCCUCCGGAUACUGAUUGAGUAUUCUGAAGGCCAGGAUGCCCUUACUACAGGGCAUAUACAGGCACUAGAGCGGCUGCAAACAGCCUUUGAGGCUAUUCAAGCCCAGUCACAGCAGCAGAAAAGCAACUACCUCGCACAUUGGCUUGGCUGCUGUGGUGGCACCAAACCGAGGCAGCGACGACGCAUGCUUGAAGAUUCAGACGACGACGGGACUAGCAAGUAG
Pseudogymnoascus destructans is the source of this 282-nucleotide messenger RNA. RefSeq lists its product as uncharacterized. The coding region runs from base 1 to 282 and encodes 93 amino acids. Lineage: Eukaryota; Fungi; Ascomycota; Leotiomycetes; Thelebolales; Thelebolaceae. The record is from RefSeq and is a predicted model, not a curated record. The transcript is spliced from 2 exons.